CCCACGUGGCCUCGGGGUUAUAAGCCCUGCCCGCCCUGAAGGGAACCCCACUUGAGAGCCUGGAGCACAGGGCUUGCUCCGCUGGGCCUUGCAGCAUCAGGUAAGGAUCUGAACCUUCACUUCAGCCCCAACCAGGGGCUCCUCAACUCUUGGCUUCAAGGGGUGAUGAGGGUUUUGGGUUGCAGGCUCUGGGUGGAGACACUUAGGGGAAGGACUUUGAGAAAUUGGGUGCCAGGGUUUACUAGGGAAGCUCUAGGCAAAGAGGUGCAAUAACCCUCAGGUCUGUUGGCCUUCGUGGUGGGACAGCUGCUCAAAAUCCUGGGUCUUGACUUCCCUCUAGACAAGGAAGGUAAAAUGGCUCCUGGCCCCAGAUGACGAAAGGAAGUGUCCAGGGCUUCAACGGAUAAGGGCCGGAGAGUAGGGUGGGGAUAGCAGGGGGUGUCUGGAGGCUGAAAAGUGGGACUCGGUGUCAUUGAGAGGCACUCAGUGUCUCCCUCCCCCCAACAUGGCCACCACCUCUGCUGUGAUCGCCUUGGGCUUCUGCCUAGGGAGCUGUUGGAUGAUGAGGGAGUCAGGGCCUUGGGCUGGUGAGGAGGCUGGGGACAGAGGCCUUGGUGGGAGGAAGCUGUGGCUGCCUCAGUUGGACUCUGGAGGGUGGGUAGUGUGGCUGGAAGGGGUCACCCAGGGCGUCAGAACCGGGGGUCAGAACCAGAGUAGCUAUGGCCUCUACCUGAGUGUUUCCAAAAGUGGGGGGAUGGGGUGGAGCUCUAGGGGGAAGGGAAGAGGGAGCCAAAGAGGAAGUGGGGGGAGGGAGGUGGAGGAGGCAAGGUCUGGCGCCAUGCUGAGUCACCGCCCACAAGGCCCAGAGAAGGCCCUCUGGGGGCCAUAGGGCAGGGUGGCAGGGUCUUAGGAAGACACAGGGAGGGCUGGGGGCUCUCGAAGCAGGAGUCAGGAGGAGGAGCGGGCGGCCUGAAGAGUACUCGCAGACGGACAGACAGACAGUGCAGUCACCCAUAAAGUAGAAAGCACUACUAACAGCACUGGAGGGUGUAGUGUUUCCUACUUUAUGGAUGAGUGUACUGUGGGCUUCGGAGACCACGCCGCCGCCGCCCGCCGCCGACUUUCUCCACGCUCAGGAUCGUGUGUGUGACAGGUGAGCCCCUCAGGCACCUUCCCGACCCAGCCCAGAUCUCUGAAAGGCCUCCACUGCCCCCCACGGCAUUGUCCCUCCUGGUUCUGGCCAACCAGGAAAAUUCCACAUCAGCUCCUCUGCCGCCCAGAGGUCUGGGCGGGCUGCACAUUUGGACUUGUCGCAGCUAUGGAGAGGCCCCCCGCGCAGGGGUCCAGCCACAAGUGGACAGAAUGCCAGGACGAGGAAGAGGCUGAAAAGGAGAGUAGAUGGAGGGGAAUGAGGGGGGUGCCGGGGAUCCCAACACUAAUAAAGAAUGGACUCUUCUUCUGUUUUGUCUGAGACUCUAUUGCUGGGUGGCACGGGGCCGGGAAAGGGGGGGGGGAGGAGGUUGCUGAGUGGGCUUAGCAGGCACAUGGAUGGGGUGGGGACACAGAGGGGUUGGGAAGGAGAAUCACCCACUCCCUUGAGAGAAAUGGUCUUGGCCCUGCCUGUGAGACCAGAAGAGACCUCUGGCCUGGCCUGGCCUGGCCAGCCUGGGGGGGGAAGGAAGGGUCAGGGGUGGGGUGGGGUGGGGUGGGGUGGUGAGACCUCCCUGCAAACCCAGGAAAGGGGGCAGGACAUGGAGGGGAGGGGUUAUGAGGGGCCCUCCUACUUUUUUCCUUUGCUCUGGCCCUGCCCUGACCUCUACUUGCUUUCUACACCCCUAAACUGAAGGCGGCCAACCUCCAGUUCCAAUCCAGGGAAGUCCAGUGGGUCCUUGGUGGUGUAAGAAUUGGGUAUAAACACACUGCGGCACACACACAAAGCAUCUUGUAGAUAAGCAAGGGCACAGAUACUCAUAUACAAAGCAUACACAAUCAUGCAUGUGCAUUUCCACAUAAGGACCCCACACACAGUGGCAUAACACACGUGACAUGGCUGGCAUGUCAAAUAAUGACCCACAGAUAUAGUCACACUCAGGACACAUACAUAUUCAAUAGUAUACACACAUGCAAUGAUAUAAACACGUACGAUGUGUGCUACGCAUAGAAGAGCAGACAAACACAUAGUGAUAUUCGUGUAACAAACACAUUUGCUCCAUACACACUCACUUAUACUGACACAUUCAUACGUGAUUAUAAAUAUACAAUAGAUACAUGGUGGCCCGUAUAUCUAGAUACACAGAUCUAAAUAAAGCCAUGUCAUUGUCGUUACAUAUACUUACAUGACUAUAUGAGAGUGUGUCAUUAUGUGUUGUGUAAUGUCAUGUAACGGCACGCAUAUACAUGUAUUGUGACAUACGUGUUGUAAUUUCUACACUCGAAGUCCUCCCUCAAAUACACAGAAUAGCACGCCCUGUGGCGAGCAGACAUGUAUGCAAUGGGACACACGUAGAAACAUGCACGCAUGUAUACCCAAUGAGACCCACAGAAACAUAAGAGCACGCAUACACACAUACAUGCUUCUGUGUACACACAUAAACUAAUACAACGGCCCCCUCCCACACACACUGACAUAAAUAUAUGCCUAUUCUAUACGCAUACCUGCAAAUAAUGGCAUGCAUAUGUCCCCUGACAUAAACACCAGCGACAUGCGUGUAGUGGUGCACAUGCUGAUCUACACACUACUUUAGGGAAGUGAGGAUGUCACCUCAUCCCCAUGAACUCCUCGGCUGUUCCGUCAGCCUGGGUGGAGCCCACACGCAGGGGCCCUGUGGUUCAGUGCUGCUGCCGCUAUUCCCCAAGGGUGCCACAAGAGGGCCCCCAACCUCGGCAGAGACUGGCUUGUGUGCGGUUGGACUGAGUCCCACGUUCAGAGGGGAAAGGGGCUGCCUCUCUGAGGCCCCUCCCAACACCCCUGUCUCUGGGGACCCCAUCUAGGCCCCCGCCCCCACAUACAAGUUGACUUGUGGGUAGGAGAGUUCCCAUGUCCUUGUCCCCCAAAGCCAUUUUCCCAUAGCACAAAGGCCUAAGGUUAGACGGAAGAUGAACUUCCUUGCCGUUUGGGGCAAAGCCAGCCCAACAGCCUGUGUUGUCCCCCCUGUUGGUGCAAGAAGGCCAGAUUGCCCCCGAAAUGAAGUCUGCCAGGAGGAAGCUGAAGCAAUUCUCUCAGUCAGUUUCUAUCACUGUCUCUGCUUCUAUCUUCCUGUUUUCAUUCUUUUGAUUUCUCUGUCUCUCUCUCUCUCUCUCUCUUUGUUUCAUCUCAAAUCCCAUUUUUUCUCUACCUGCCCCUCUUCAUGGCUGGCUCUGUCUAUCUGUCAUACCGCCUCCUGUCUCUGUCUCUACUGGUCUUGGGCUGGGGCCGAUGUGGGGAGCACCAUCUGCAGCCCCCUCGCCUCAGUACAAGGAAGGCGUAGGGGCGUGUGGGGAAGAGGGGCGGGAGGCCACAUGUAGCGGGUACUGGGCUGGGAUCCCGUGAGGAACCUGCUCUUCCCUCUGUCCCGACCCUGCCUGCUGGUCCAGCCCACCAGUCCAGCGCCAUCACCAUGGAAACCAGCAGCCGACUUCCUAUUGGUGGGCGGGAGAAGACAGGGAGGGGGAGGGGAGGGCUGGCUCUCCCCUGCUCAUCACCCCCAUUCUGAGGCUCAGCCCUCCUCUGCGCCCACCAUCUCGGGGCUCCGGGACUGUAGGGGACCCUUGCAGUCCCCAGAGCUGAGGCCAGCAGGGACAGAGACUAUGAGGCAAGCAGCCCACCGACCCAGGCCUCCUUAGGACCAGCCGACUGCCCAGCAAGCGGGAGAGCAGCAGCAGAGAGAGGGGCAGGAGAUAAAGGACCACAGCGGACGGUCGAGGAUCACCCCCAGCAGCUCCCGCACACCCUAGCCAGGCUGAGGGUCGUGAUGGAUAGCCAGACUCACAGACGCUGACGGACACACAAUGACACCGAUGCACACGGCUGCACAACACUGAGCUGCUCAGACACAACCAGUGACAGCAUCACACACUGCCACAGCCCUGCAAUCCAGACACCCACACACAUACAGAAACAACUGGUAACUCCGAAACCGGCAGACGGUGACACACAGAGCCACUACCCCCAGCACACACGAGUGGGGGCACCUGUCCUCCAAACACACACAAGACAGCGCUGACCUGAACAGACAGGGCUGGAGACACACGCAAACCCUCAGCCAGGCGCUGCUGUUGGUGGCCUCUGCACAUCCUCCCUGCCCCCACGGGGACACCCUCGCUCCUCCACACACCCGCGCACACACAUAGCCACGAGCAAACAUAGCUCGCAUACCCCUAGCUUCAGCUCUGGAAGCUCGGACUCCUGCAGCCUCCUUUGUGGGUGAGGAAGAACAGCCAACCUCGGAUGGAGCCUCGGUGAAGCCAAGAGCUCAGAGAGGAAAGGGUCUGGCCUGGCAUGACCCUCGCCAGCCCCUCCAUUUGGCUGGGUGAUGUCCCCCGGCCUGGGUCCUGGGGCCCCUUGGCAGUAUCAUGGAGCAACUGACACCUCUCCCACAGCUGGGGGACCCCAGAGCCAUGGAGCCGUGGGCCCUGCCCGCCUGGCAGAACUGGACUCCAGGCCAGGGGAGCGAACCCGGAGGCGCAGCCCCAAGCAUUGCUGAGAUUCCGGCAGCUGGGCAGGUUGGAGAGCUGAGGCCCGGGGAGAGCUCCGAGCCGGAGCCUGAGGGAGCCCAGAGCCCCGGGGCUAUGGGGGGCAUUGACCCUGAAGGAACCAAAACCGGGCUGAGCAGCCUGGGGCACCAAGCAGCAAGCUCCAGACCCAGCUGCCCGAGGCUGGAGGACGAGGAGGUGGAGGCUCUCCCUAAGGGCAAGCUGAGCAUGGGCUUUGGGGACAGGCCCAAUCCGGAGCUGCUGAGGGCCCUGGGGGAGCUGCAGCAGCGCUGUGCCAUCCUUAAGGAGGAAAAUCAGAUGCUGAGGAAGAGCAGCUUCCCUGAGACAGAGGAGAAGGUGCGGAGGCUGAAGCGGAAGAAUGCCGAGCUGGCGGUCAUUGCCAAGCGUCUGGAGGAGAGGGCCCGGAAGCUGCAGGAGACUAACCUGAAGGUGGUGAGUGCCCCUGUGCCCCGUCCUGGGGCCAGCUUGGAGUUGUGCCGGAAGGCCCUGGCCCAUCAGCGAGCCCGGGACCUCAGUGAGACAGCCAGUGCCCUGCUGGCGAAGGACAAGCAGAUUGCUGCCUUGCAGCGGGAGUGCAGGGAGCUGCAGGCCAGGCUCACCCUGGUUGGCAAGGAGGGCCCCCAGUGGCUCCACGUGAGGGACUUCGACCGGCUGCUCCGCGAGUCCCAGCGGGAGGUGCUGCGGCUGCAGAGGCAGAUCGCCCUGCGCAACCAGCAGGAGCCACCCCCGCCGCCCCGGCCCCCGGGCCCCGCUGCCCCGGCCAGAGCAGGGGCGCCCGCCCCCGGCGCCCCGGGAGAGGCCAGGCCCCAAGAGGAUGUGGAAAACCCACCCACGGGCCUAGGGGAGCCAGAGAAACAGCAGAGGGUGCAGCAGCUGGAGUCAGAGCUCAGCAAGAAGCGAAAGAAAUGCGAGAGCCUGGAGCAGGAAGCCCGGAAAAAGCAGAGGCGAUGUGAGGAGCUGGAACUUCAGCUGAGAGAAGCCCAGAAUGAGAAUGCCCGCCUCGUGGAGGAGAAUUCUCGGCUCAGUGGGAGAGCCACGGAAAAAGAGCAGGUGGAGUGGGAGAAUGCAGAGCUGAGGGGCCAGCUCCUGGGGGUGACACAGGAGAGGGACUCGGCCCUUCGCAAGAGCCAGGGCCUGCAGAGCAAGCUGGAGAGCCUGGAGCAGGUGCUGAAGCACAUGCGGGAGGUGGCCCAGAGGAGGCAGCAGCUCGAGGUGGAGCAUGAGCAGGCUCGGAUCAGCCUGCAGGAGAAGCAGGAGGAGGUCCGGAGGCUGCAGCAGGCCCAGGCAGAAGCCAAGAGGGAACAUGAAGGGGCUGUGCAGCUGCUGGAGUCGACCCUGGAUUCCAUGCAGGUCCGGGUUCGAGAGCUGGAAGAGCAGUGCCGCAGCCAAACAGAGCGCUUCAGCCUCCUGGCACAGGAGCUCCAGGCCUUCCGCCUGCACCCUGGCCCCUUGGAUCUACUCACCUCUGCCUUGGGCUACAGUACCCUUGGGGACCACCCACCACCCCCCUGCUGCUGCUCUACCCCCCACCCCUGCCGUGGGUCUGGCCCCAAAGAUCUUGACCUCCCUCCGGGCUCUCCUGGGCGCUGCACCCCAAAGUCUUCUGAGCCUGCCCCUGCAACCGUUGUCGGGGUCCCUCGAAGGACGGCCAAGAAGGCAGAGUCCCUCUCCAACUCCUCUCGCUCUGAAUCCGUCCACAACAGCCCCAAGUCAUGCCCCACACCCGAGGUGGACACAGCCAGUGAGGUGGAGGAGCUGGAGGCAGACAGUGUCUCCCUGCUCCCAGCAGCACCGGAGGGCAGCCGCGGAGGAGCCAGGAUCCAGGUGUUCCUAGCACGCUAUAGCUACAACCCCUUCGAGGGCCCCAAUGAGAACCCAGAGGCAGAGCUUCCGCUUACUGCUGGCGAGUACAUCUACAUCUAUGGCAACAUGGACGAGGAUGGCUUUUUUGAAGGGGAGCUCAUGGAUGGCCGAAGGGGCCUGGUCCCUUCCAAUUUUGUAGAGCGUGUGUCCGACGAUGACCUCCUGACCUCCCUCCCUCCGGAGCUGGCCGAUUUGUCCCACAGCUCAGGCCCCGAACUCAGUUUCCUGAGUGCAGGCGGGGGUGGCAGCAGUAGCGGGGGCCAGAGCAGCGGGGGACGCAGCCAGCCCAGACCUGAGGACGAGGCUGCGGGGGACGAGCUCAGUCUGAGCCCCCAGCCUGAGGGCCUGGGCGGGCCCCCUGCUGUGCCUUACCCACGGGGUCUGGUGGUCCUCAGGCAGCUGGCCCACAGUGUGGUGCUGGCCUGGGAGCCGCCUCCUGAGCGAGUGGAGUUACGCGGCUACCAUAUCUGCGUGAACGGGGAGCUGCGUCAGGCCCUGGGGCCGGGGGUGCCCCCCAAGGCUGUGCUCGAGAACCUGGACCUGCGGGCCGGGCCCCUCCGUGUUUCUGUGCAGGCCCUGACCAGCCAGGGCAGCUCCGACCCUCUGCGCUGUUGCUUGGUGGUGGGUACCCGGGCCGGGGUGGUACCUAGCCAGCUGCGGGUCCAUCGACUGACAGCCACGUCUGCUGAGAUCACCUGGGUGCCCGGCAAUAGCAACUUGGCCCAUGCCGUCUACCUCAAUGGGGAAGAGUGCCCCCCUGCCCGCCCCAGCACCUACUGGGCCACCUUCUGUCACCUGCGGCCUGGUACUCUCUAUCAGGCCCGAGUGGAGGCUCAGCUCCCACCUCGAGAGUCCUGGGAACCAGGCUGGGAAAGGCCGGAGCAGCGGGCUGCCACCCUGCAGUUCACCACACUCCCAGCAGGCCCACCUGAUGCCCCCCUGGAUGUGCAGAUUGAGCCGGGACCCUCCCCUGGAAUCUUGAUCAUCAGCUGGCUCCCAGUAACAAUUGAUGCUUCUGGCACUUCCAAUGGCGUCCGGGUCACGGGCUAUGCCAUCUAUGCUGAUGGGCAAAAGAUCAUGGAAGUGGCGUCACCCACGGCAGGCAGCGUGCUGGUGGAGCUGUCCCAGCUGCAGCUGAUGCAAGUGUGCCGUGAGGUGGCUGUGCGCACCAUGUCACCCCACGGCGAGUCAGCUGACUCCAUUCCAGCUCCUGUCCCCCCAGCCCUAGUGGCGGCCUGCCUACCAGCCACGGUCUCUUGCCCCUCACCGCGGCCGGGCUCGGAAGCCAGACCACCCCUCGCUCCAGCCUCCCCGGGGCCUGGAGACCCCAGCUCUCCCCUCCGGCGCCCUGACCCCCACGGAACUCGAGAGCCCUCUGGGGCCCCCCCAGCAAGCCCUCCCAGAGAGGCAGCAAAAGGAUCCCCCGAGGAGCCCCCAGCACCUUGCUCCCAGGAGGAGGCUGGGGCAGCUGUGCUGGGCACCUCAGAGGACGGGAGGGCCGGCGAGCCAGCUGUGGGAGAGAGAGCUCCUGACCCUGCAGCUUCACCGCUGGCCCAGGAAGAGGCCCUUCUGGCACCCUGCUCCACCCAAGGAGCUCUCGCCCAGCGGGUGCCCUGUGCUGAGGCCUGCCGCGGAGGAGAGGCAGGGUCUGGGCUGAGGCCCAGGACUGAGAGGGAGGACACGGCAGAGCUCGGGGUCCGUCUGGUGAACUCCCUUGUGGACCAUGGCCGCAAUUCCGAUCUCUCAGACAUCCAAGAGGAGGAGGAGGAGGAGGAGGAGGAGGAGGAAGAGGACCUGAGUUCCAGGACUUGCUCUUUCCAGAAGCAGGUUGUUGGCAACAGCAUCGGGGAGAAUGGGGCCAAGCCCCAGCCCCAGCCUGACCCCUUCUGUGAGACCGACAGCGACGAGGAGAUCUUGGAGCAGAUCCUGGAGCUGCCUCUCCAGCAGUUCUGCAGCAAGAAGCUUUUUAGCAUCCCCGAAGAGGAAGAAGAGGAGGACGAGGAAGAUGAGGGGGAGGAUGAGGAAGACGAGGAGAGGCCAGGGGCAGGCUGUUCUUCUCGAGACCCCGGCCCACCCGAGUCUGCAUUGCUGGGGCUGGGCUGUGACAGUGGUCAGCCUCGAGGACCUGGCCUGUGUCCCUUGUCUCCAGAGCCCUGCAGGGGUGGGGACCGCCUGGAAGACAUACCCGGACUAGUUGGUGGAAGCAUCCGGAGGAAAGGAAGUGGCUCCCCUGAGAAGCCCCCAAACCGCAGGCGGUCCCCAGAUCCCCGUGAACACUGCAGCCGACUUCUCAGCAACGGCGGGCCCCAGGCCUCCGGACGACCGGGCCCCACACGGGAGAGGGGCAGCCCCCCUGUGGGCGAGGGGACCAAGGGUGUGCCAGAGGCUGGUGGGAGAGGGCGGCCGGCCCCUUCCCGGAGAUGCUCCCGUGGCCGGGCUCCAGAAUCUAGCCUGGCCAGCUGCUUCUCCCCCAAGUGCUUGGAAAUCAGCAUCGAAUAUGAUUCUGAGGACGAGCAGGAGGCGGGCAGCGGUGGCAUCAGCAUCACCAGCUCCUGCUACCCUGGAGAUGGGGAGGCCUGGGGCACGGCCCCCAUAGGAAGGUCCAGGGGGCCUCUGAAGGCCAAUUCGGGCCCCACCCCCUACCCACGCCUUUCGGCCUGGGAGAAGGGGGAGCCAGAGCGGAGAGGCCGCGGUGCGACUGGCAGAGCCAAGGAGCCACCCUCCCGGGCAACAGAGACUGGGGAGCCCAGAGGGCAGGACAGCUCUGGGCGGAGGGGCCCCCUGCGGAGAGGGGCCCAGGCCCCCAGGACGGGCGGUACCGAGUUGGCCUCUCUGAGGAGCCCCCCGGCAGAAGCGCCGGUUUACCAGGACCUACCUGUCCGGGCCUUUGUGGCUCUGUUUGACUAUGACCCGGUGUCAAUGUCACCCAACCCUGACGCUGGGGAAGAGGAGCUCCCCUUCCGGGAGGGCCAGAUCCUGAAGGUGUUUGGGGACAAGGAUGCCGAUGGCUUCUACCGCGGUGAAGGUGGGGGUCGGACAGGCUACAUCCCCUGCAACAUGGUGGCUGAGGUGGCUGUGGACAGUCCCACAGAGAGACAGCAGCUGCUCCAGCGGGGUUAUUUGUCCCCAGAUAUUCUCACUGAAGGCUCAGGGAAUGGUCCCUUUGUGUACUCUACAGCCCGCACAGCUGGGCCUCCCCCCAAGCCCCGCCGCUCCAAGAAAGCUGAGGCAGAAGGCUCUGCCCAACUCUGUGCAGGCCACCCCCAGCAGGUCUCCUCUGCCAGCUUGAAAUCCUCCCGUUCCAUGGUGGCUGCAUUUGACUACAACCCUCGGGAGAGCUCCCCCAACAUGGAUGUGGAGGCAGAGCUGCCCUUCCGGGCAGGCGACAUCAUUACUGUGUUCGGUGACAUGGACGAUGAUGGUUUCUACUAUGGGGAGCUCAAUGGACAGAGGGGCUUGGUUCCAUCCAACUUCCUGGAGGGCCCUGGACCUGAGGCGGGCAGCUCAGACAGGGAGCCUGGGACAUCCCAGGCCGAGAGUCAGGACUGGGCCAGCUCAGCACAAGGGCCCCUACUGCCCAGAGUCUGGUCCUGUGCCCCUGGCCCUGGCAGCUUCCCCACAAUUGAACUGGGGGGGCCACAGGGCACAAGCGAGAAGGUGUGGGGUCUCCUCUCCAAGGGAAAGCAGCUCCUAAGGAAACUGGGCUCUGGGAAGAAGGAGUGAUGCUGUGGCCCAUCCUGCAGGCAGAAGUGGCCCGCUGAGGCCCCUGGGGUCACGGGGUGGGGAAGGCCUUGGACGCCCAUUCUUCUGAGUUAACACUGUGGCACUUGGAUGGGAAUCAGAGACUCUUUGAAGGUCAGAGCUAGAUGAGUCCUCAAGGAUGAAUCCUCUGGAGGGGCACCUUCCUCUUAUAGGAGGGGAAACUGAGCCGCAGAAUGAGGAAAUCACUCAGUCAAGGUUGCUGAGCACCUCAGUCACAGAGCCAGGACCUGUGACUCCCCGUCCAUCCACCUAUGCCUACUUUCCCGCCACACGAUGCUAGUCCCUUCUUUGAUCCUCCCCGCUCCGAUGGCGCAGGCUAUCCUGACAUGUCUUCCUUUCCCUGAAGGCAAGUUUGCACUGGAUCCCCUGGAGCCCCCUCCCCAUGGGGCAGGCGGGCGGAACCCUGUAUAUAUGUACAUACUCAGUGCCUCAGUCCAGCCUCCUCCACCUUGCUUCCACCGCACAGGCCCAGGAAGGAGACAGGCCAUGCCAAAGCGGGCCUAACCCCGCUCCAUAGUGCUCCACCCCUCCCUGCCAGCCCGGCCUCCUGGCCCCUGUGUGUCCCACCCCCAAAGGCCCUGGGGCCAGCGGGCAGAAAGCAGGAGUUGGGUUUGCCUUAUUUUGCUCAUUGGAUUCAACUUCUCGUUUGCAUCAUUUUCCUCUGGCCCCUGUUGGAGUCUGGGGGCUGAGGAAGAGGACAGAUUUAUGCAGCUAUUUUCAUACAUUCCCUGUCCAGAAUGGGGUAGAGAGCUCUCCACCCUUACCCUCACCACCCCCUCUAACCCUGCGGCUGGGUGAGUGUCUCUGCAUGUUUCCUUCACUGUGGUGGGAGAUCGUUCGACUGAACCCCCACCCCCGGCCUUGGUCUCCAGGGGUGUGGAAUGGUGGGGGUAUUUGUUUAAAAAGACAUUUUAUUAUAAUAAAGUCUAUUUUCACAAAAUGCAUGCUGGGCUCUAACUGGGGCAAAGGGCUCCUCGAGGGGCGGGUCGUGCUGGGUUUUGCA
Molecule: messenger RNA, 11320 nt
Organism: Panthera uncia (snow leopard)
Lineage: Eukaryota; Metazoa; Chordata; Mammalia; Carnivora; Felidae
Gene: TSPOAP1
Product: TSPO associated protein 1
Exons: 31
Coding region: 4552-10278 (1908 amino acids)
Biological process (GO): neuromuscular synaptic transmission
Cellular component (GO): mitochondrion
Molecular function (GO): protein binding
Source: RefSeq, a predicted model, not a curated record